Messenger RNA from Durio zibethinus, 2880 nucleotides. Its product is annotated as EXS (ERD1/XPR1/SYG1) family protein. NCBI's taxonomy places the organism in Eukaryota, Viridiplantae, Streptophyta, Magnoliopsida, Malvales, Malvaceae. Gene Ontology annotation, biological process: phosphate ion transport; cellular response to phosphate starvation. Gene Ontology annotation, cellular component: Golgi apparatus; trans-Golgi network; cytoplasm. The record is from RefSeq and is a predicted model, not a curated record. Gene Ontology annotation, molecular function: phosphate transmembrane transporter activity; inositol hexakisphosphate binding.
GGGUCUUUGAUGUCAUUUUUAAUUUCAUUCAUCAAUAAUAUUAUUCUACUAUUUGAAAUUAUGCAGGAGAAAUGGUCAUCACGCCAUUGAUAAAGGAAGCAAGUAAGAAAGAAGAUAGUUCAUAGCUUGGAAACUGGAUUUCCUAUAUAUAAGUCAAGACUCAAAACUCAUCUAAUUCUCAAUUUUUUUUUUCAUUUUUUUGGGUUUUUCUUGAGUUUGUUUAUGGUGGAGGAAGAUGAAGUUCGGGAAAGAGUUUGCUGCACAAAUGGUGCAGGAAUGGCAGGAAGCAUACAUGGAUUACAGUAAACUCAAAUCAAUAUUGAAAGAUAUAUUAAGAUUCAAGCAACAGACCAAGGCACCAGCACCAAUGGCAGAAAUAACCAAAGGAUCAUUGAAGAGAAGGGCAUCACUUUACAGAGCAUUUAGUGGAUUAACAAGCCGCUAUAGAUCGGGUUCUCCAAGGAAGAACAAUGAAGAUGAAGUGAUACUAGUAAGUGCAGUACAAGAAGGUGGAGUAGAAGGGGAUUACCAGACCAUGUUUCUUAUGCCAGGUGAACAAGGAGGUGAGUAUGAGCUAGUUUUCUUUAGGAGACUUGAUGAUGAGUUUAAUAAGGUUGUUAGGUUUUACAAGAAGAAAGUUGAAGAAGUAAUGGUGGAGGCUGAUGAGUUGAGUAAGCAAAUGAAUGCCUUAAUUGCUCUUAGGAUUAAGGUUGAUAAUCCGGUUCUUGGAGGAAGAACUGAUAUGUUAAAUCUUUCUGCAAAUGGGUUUUCUUCCAAUCAUUCAUCGGUUGUUCAUCCCACCAAUGGUGGAAGGCAAGGAUGGACAAGGAUGGAUGUUAUCCAAGAAGUUGAGAUGAGCACUGAAGGAAUAUCUGAAGAAGAAAUGAUGGAAGGUAAUAAUAGAGAGGCACUAAAUGGAGGGGAAGCUAAUAAUAUUCAGCGCUUUAGACCAGCUUCAUUAGAUGUCUUGGAUCAUGUAAAGAUCAAUGUUGAGCUUGAAACUCCAAUAUCAACACUCAAAGGUGUCAUAAAAAGUUCAAAAUCAGACUUGUCAUUCAGCAGGCAGGAGCUGAAGACAGCAGAGGAAAAAAUUACUAAGGCUUUUGUUGAAUUCCACAGAAAGCUUGGACUUUUGAAAAGCUACUGCUUCCUGAAUCAAUUAGCAUUUUCCAAGAUCAUGAAGAAAUAUGACAAGACCACAUCGCGAAAUGCAUCAAAAGCUUACUUACAAAUGGUGGACAAAUCUUAUCUUGGCAGCUCUGAUGAGGUUACUAAGCUUAUGGAAAGGGUUGAGAACACCUAUGUUAAACACUUUGCUAAUGGAAAUCACAGAAAAGGAAUGAAAACUCUAAGACCACAAACUAAAAAAGAAAGACAUAGAAUUACAUUUCUCAAUGGCUUCUUUUCAGGCUGCUCGAUUGCACUUAUAGUGGCCAUUAUUGUGAAUAUACAUGCUAGAGAUCUUCUUAGGAGUCAGGGACGUGAUCAGUACAUGGUCAACAUAUUUCCACUUUACAGCCUGUUUGGUUACAUCGUCUUGCACAUGCUUAUGUACUCUGGAAAUAUAUUCUUUUGGAAGCGUUAUCGAGUAAACUUUUCAUUUAUAUUUGGUUUCAAGCAAGGAACAGAGUUGGGAUAUAGAGAAGUACUUCUUCUUAGUUCUGGUCUUUCUCUGAUUGCAUUAGCUGGUGUCAUUUCACAUUUGGAUAUGGAGAUUGAGCCAAGAACAAAAAGCUUCAGAACUUCAACUGAACUAAUCCCCUUGUUCCUGCUCAUUGUUGUGCUUUCAAUAACAUUCUGCCCUUUCAAUAUCAUAUAUCGUUCAAGUCGAUUCUUUCUUAUCAGAUGUGCGUUUCACUGUGUUUGUGCACCUCUUUACAAGGUCACCCUCCCCGAUUUCUUCUUGGCAGAUCAACUCACAAGCCAGGUUCAAGCAGUUAGAAGCUUGGAGUUCUACAUUUGCUACUAUGGUUGGGGAAACUUCCGAGAGAGAUUGAACAAGUGUGAGGAGAGUGAAGUUUAUAAAGUGUUUUACAUAGUUGUAGCCAUUAUUCCUUAUUGGCUCCGUUUCAUUCAGUGCCUUAGAAGGUUGUUCGAGGAGAAAGACGCAGCACAUGGUCUUAAUGGUCUGAAAUACUUCUCAACAAUUGCUGCAGUGGCCAUUAGGACUAUUUAUCAAUUCCAAAAGCAGAAAACUACUACUUGGCUGGUCUUGGCUGCAGCAACUUCUGGUAUUGCAACAAUAGCUAAUACAUAUUGGGACAUUGUCAUAGAUUGGGGUCUUCUUAGAAGAAAUUCAAGAAACCCUUGGCUGAGAGAUAAGCUUAUUCUACCACAUAAAGGAGUUUAUUAUGUAGCCAUGGCAUUGAACUGUCUAUUAAGACUUGCUUGGAUGCAGCAAGUGUUAGGUAUUCAAACUGUACCUUUCCUGCAUAGGACAGCCUUGAUUGCGGUAGUUGCUUGCUUGGAGAUCAUUCGCCGUGGCAUUUGGAAUUUCUUCAGGUUGGAGAAUGAGCAUUUGAACAAUGUGGGCAAGUUCAGGGCAUUCAAAUCAGUACCCUUGCCUUUUUACUAUGAUUACAAUGGAGACAAGAGUAUAUAAAUAUUCACUGCGCUACACUGUAGAAAUCAUGGCAGAUUGGGUUUUUCUUUUUCUUUUUUUUUUUUUUCUAUACAAAUUCAAUGAAAAUUUCAUUCUAGAUUAAUUAAUUAAUUAUUUCUUUUUAUUGUAAAUGGUGAGAGGCAAAAGCAAAAGUACAUUUGAGUUGUGGCACAACAUAUAUUAGAUGAAAAUUUUAUACCGAUAGCCGACCAUAUAUCAUUCGAGGGACGGAUAAUUAGAAGGGAUAAUGUAAUAUGUGGCUUACAAUUAUAUGAAAA